AUGACUGGUGAUCAGCGGGUGUGUCUCCGUCAAGUGGCGCCGCCCGGAAGUGAGAAAGGCAUCUAUGCCCUGCUUCCACUCGGCCAUGAUGUCUGGGUCUGCGGCCACCAUCCGUCCAUCCAAGUGUAUUCCCAGAGGGACAUGGCCCAGACCUCCACGGAGGAUGGUCACAAGCCCUACGUGUCUAACCUCAUCGGAGUCGACAGAGUUGAAUCCAAGAUUAUUUGGAGCACAUCGUUUGGCGAUCGCAAGCUGAAAGUCUGGCGGCACACGGUUCGUGGCGAGGAGGCUUCAGUUGACGAAUUGAAAGCAGCCAACAUACUGUAUCAGCAAGAGGAGGAGACUCAAGCGGAGCGCAUCGAGAGCUAUUUGAAGAAGAUGAGGGCACUGGAAGAAUCGUCUUCGGGUCAGCAGGGAGAGAUCGAUCUGCUCCAGAAGCAGCUGGAAGAUCAGACUGCAAAACGGGAGGAGCUUGAAGUCGAGCUUGGCACUCUGCAGAAGAUCUUCGAGGAAGCCGGUCUGGCGGAACUGCUCAAGGACCCAGAGGCCCUGUCAGCUUUCCUCACACGCGCGGCAGCCCUGGCAGCGGAGUUAAGGAAGCUGGGCAUCGAAAGUCUUCUGGAAGAUCCCGAGGAGAUGGCACGCCUCCUGUCUCUGAUGAAUCAACUCCAGGAGAUUUUCGAGCGUUGCGGACUAUCGAGCCUGCUGGAGAAGCCUUCGGAGCUGGAAGCAAUGCUUUUACGCUACAAAGCCAUGCAGGCCUCCUUCGAGAAGAACGGCUUCUCGGAGUUGUUUGAGGAUACCGACAGGCUGGACAAGUUCCUCGAGACUCACCGACAGGUCCGGUUGUCGUUCCAAGCUGCCGGCUUCGAGAAUUUGCUUGAUGAUGCCGCUGCAGCAGAGCAGUUCUUCCAAAAGCGGCAGGCAGACCUAGAGUCUUCCGCGGCCGCCUCCGAGAGCGUCGCAGCUUUGGAGGCCCAGCUCCAGCAAGUGACUCAGGACUUGGAGGCGAUGCAGGGACAGCGCGAUGCUCUGCAGCGCGAGUGCGACGAGAUCAAGGAUCGGCUUGAGGCGCACCGCGUGGGCCAACUGGUCAGUUUCAAUUCGGACCGACAUGGCUUAGCUCUCUAA
Molecule: messenger RNA, 1131 nt
Organism: Symbiodinium sp. CCMP2592
Lineage: Eukaryota; Dinophyceae; Suessiales; Symbiodiniaceae
Source: the annotation of a GenBank genome assembly